UUAUGUGCUGUGUGGUAGCGCGCGCUAUGCUCUACGAUCUCGGGAGACCGAGCCGGAGCGUAGCUGAGCGCUGAACUUGAGACCUCGUCCCGGUCACGUCUCAAGUCCCUCUUACUUUCCUCAUUUCAUUAUCGAUCUCUAAACCGCGCAUUCUUACUUUCCACACUCGGAUUACGUUUCCGAUAAAAAAGUGUAGCAAAUAUCUCUCCGAGUUGCGUGAGCGACUGCGCAAUAGAGAAACGUUCAACCGAAUCCAGCAUGUCCAUUUUACCAUUCACUCCGCCGAUCGUGAAGAGGCUCCUGGGCUGGAAGAAGGGAGAGCAGAACGGACAGGAGGAGAAAUGGUGCGAGAAGGCCGUCAAGAGUCUGGUGAAGAAGCUGAAGAAGACAGGACAGCUGGACGAGCUGGAGAAAGCCAUCACAACUCAGAGUGUCAACACCAAGUGUAUCACCAUACCGCGGUCGCUGGACGGUCGGUUGCAGGUAUCUCAUAGGAAAGGACUUCCUCAUGUGAUCUACUGCCGCCUAUGGCGCUGGCCUGAUCUACAGUCCCACCAUGAGCUCAGAGCCAUUGAACUCUGUGAGUUUGCAUUUCACAUGAAAAAGGAUGAGGUGUGCGUCAAUCCUUACCACUACCAGCGCGUUGAGACACCAGUUCUUCCUCCGGUCCUGGUUCCUCGGCACACUGAAAUCCCCAGUGAGUUUCCUCCACUGGAUGACUACAGUCACUCAAUCCCAGAAAACACCAUCUUCCCUGCUGGCAUCGAGCCCCAGAGCAACUACAUACCAGAGACACCCCCUCCAGGUUACAUCAGUGAGGAUGGAGAGACAAGUGACCAUCAGAUGAACCGCAGCAUGGACACAGGUUCUCCAAACCUUUCACCGAACCCUGUGUCUCCUGCCCACAAUAAUUUAGAUCUCCAGCCAGUGACAUACUGUGAACCAGCCUUCUGGUGCUCUAUAUCAUAUUAUGAGCUGAACCAGAGAGUCGGUGAGACUUUCCAUGCCUCGCAGCCUUCUUUAACAGUGGACGGCUUCACAGAUCCAUCCAACUCUGAACGCUUCUGCCUGGGCCUGCUGUCCAACGUUAACCGGAACGCUGCUGUGGAGCUCACGCGCAGACACAUCGGCCGGGGUGUGCGUUUGUACUACAUUGGUGGUGAGGUGUUUGCAGAGUGUCUAAGUGACAGUGCCAUCUUUGUUCAGAGUCCCAACUGUAACCAGCGUUACGGCUGGCAUCCUGCCACCGUCUGCAAGAUCCCACCAGGCUGUAAUCUGAAGAUCUUUAAUAAUCAGGAGUUCGCAGCUCUCUUGGCUCAGUCUGUGAAUCAGGGCUUCGAGGCGGUUUACCAGCUCACUCGCAUGUGCACCAUUCGCAUGAGCUUUGUGAAGGGCUGGGGAGCAGAGUACAGACGACAGACAGUGACUAGCACCCCCUGCUGGAUAGAACUGCACCUGAAUGGUCCUUUGCAGUGGCUGGACAAAGUGCUCACUCAGAUGGGAUCUCCUUCCAUCCGCUGCUCCAGUGUGUCAUAGGAAAAACUCUCUCUGUACAAACACAACAUGUACAAAUCAAGAAAUCUGGAAACAAAGUUCCUUAAGGAAUCAAAGGCUGAAGACAUUCAUACUCACCCACCGGUGGGUUCCACAGCCAUUUUCAGACUCGGUAGCACUUUUACAUUUGUCUCACUGUGGAGGAGCGUUUUGUCAAUGUGUAAAUACUUUUUUAAUAAAAUUUGUCAUUUAUGAUAUAUUGUUUAUAGCAUUAGUGUACGUAAGAUCUCUCUGUCUUUUGUUAUGCUGUUAGGUACAUGUUUACUAUAACUGGGGUAUUCGAUUGAUUAAAAAAGUACUUUUUAUGUAAAGUGAAGAUAUGACGUUUUCAGAAUAUCAGUUAACUAUUUCUGAUCCUCUUAUUGUUUUGCCACAAUUAUUGCGAACGCUGGCACGCUGUGUUCAAAACACUGACGAAUCAAUUACUGUUGUUAAUCAUGUUUUCCUACCACGUGCAUGAUACAUUCAGAAUCAUACUUCAGCUAUUAAAUAACACAUUUUUGCAAUUCACUGCACAGAAUAUAGCAAACUUUUUCUACGUAUGUACACAUAAUUGUAUAUGUGUUGGAUAUGUCUGAGUUAUAUUUGUUGACACGCAAGUGGCUUUUAUCAUUGCUCAUGUGUCAAAGCAGGACCUAUGUUAAGCACACAUGUUACGAAAGUUUGUUUAAACUGUGCAUCAGCUGUCCCAUGACUGUUUGUCUUUGUACGCUCUGCUUAAAGUUGAAAUCAGUCUGCAGUGACACUGCUGUCCACUGUGACACUGGGUUUCUGUAUUUUUGAAGUGAUUGAAUAUUAAUGUGUGUGAACUUUUCCCUGUUAAUGCCCUGUUGUCUUGGGUGAGUGGUUGAGAAGUUGUGCAAGGUUUGGACAAAAUGUGACUUUUUUUUUAGCUUUGGAAAAGAAAUCUUUGUUUUGGUAGAUUUACAAAAACGAUUAAUGGGCAUUACAUCAUUUUUUGUACUCCAGAGUUCACACUUUCUGGCAUUAUACAUUUUAUUCCUUGAUAUACGUUUAAAAAAUGACUUUGAUACGUUGAAAUUGGUAAUGCCCAGUAAUCUUUGUAUACAUUUGUGCAUAUGCAUGCAUGUCUGCAGGUUCUAAUGUUCUCCUCGUGUUCUCCUUAAGUUCUCCAAAAUAACUCUGAAUGAGUGUGCCUUUACAUCAAGAGUUUGUCGUCUGUAUAUAGUAUAUAAGAGACGUCUACACACAGCCAGUUAUCCAUAUGGAUCAGUUUAUGGGUUCUCCAGCGUUGGUGCGCUAUGGGUUUAGAUCAGUUUUCAGCUGAACUUGUAAAUAUGUCUGAUAAAUUGAUAAUGCAUGCCUAUUUUCUGAUACUCAUGCCAUUUGUACUGUUGACUCUAUUUUGCUACCAAAUAUUUUUUCAGAAGCGGGAUGGGGGGGGCGUUACUGCUGGCAGGUUCUUGUAUUUUUUAUACAUCAGAUUCUCAUAGGAUAUGGAGAAGGGCUUCGUAAAGGGAAAUGUUUAGCUACAAUGGGCUCUGUGAAAUUUGAUCUUGUAAAGUACUUUUGGUUAGUUCUGUUUGAUGGGUUGCAAGCACUUGCAUGCCUUUUUGAAAUGGGGGAAAGGUGUUCUGAUGCGUUAUGAAAAGGAAUCAUGAAGUUCAGAAUUUAGCGUUUAGGUACCUCAUGUGUUCUUGACAUUAGGUAUACGACAUGUUUGCAUACAGUAUAUUUCUAUACUGUGGUGUGGUGUGAUAUAGACGCUCUGAGACUUUAAUAAAGUCAGUAUGAAUUACUAGGAUUCCUCAAAAUGUAUCUUUGUGUCAUCUGGCAAAGAAAAAAAGAAGGUACUGAUAUUAUUCAGGAAAUAAUCUAUUGUCCAUGUUAGCAAACAUUUUACUGUUUUCUUUAAGAGGAAAAAUCCAAUUUCACUUUCUCAACAAAUUGUUGAAUAUAUUUUAAGUAAUGUGCAUUUAUUGUGCUUGUGUUAACCUCUCACGCUCUGUGACUUUCUGUGGCUUAGUGAUGAUUGCCGUGCUUGUCCCUUGAUAGAUUUCUUAUUUGUACAAGUAUAUAAUAAUUUCUCUUCAUCCUUAAAGUUUUGCCAGGAGAAAAUAAAAAUCAUUGUUUUGUUAAAUUGUUAAUAAAUAUAUACAUGAAACAA
This is a messenger RNA of Triplophysa dalaica, 3682 nucleotides long. RefSeq names its product SMAD family member 3a (gene smad3a). Bases 259 to 1536 code for a protein of 425 amino acids. The transcript is spliced from 9 exons. Lineage: Eukaryota; Metazoa; Chordata; Actinopteri; Cypriniformes; Nemacheilidae. Gene Ontology annotation, cellular component: heteromeric SMAD protein complex. The record is from RefSeq and is a predicted model, not a curated record. Gene Ontology annotation, biological process: anatomical structure morphogenesis; regulation of transcription by RNA polymerase II; BMP signaling pathway. Gene Ontology annotation, molecular function: RNA polymerase II cis-regulatory region sequence-specific DNA binding; DNA-binding transcription factor activity, RNA polymerase II-specific; I-SMAD binding.